UAUUUGACAUCAGCAACACUUCACUCACAUGUGCUCCAAGACACCCUCUGUAUAAUUGGGCUACACCGGAAUACUAUGAUCUACCGUCAUUCCAAUGAUAGGCCAAACAUCCAUCUCUGUGUGCAGAGGAUGAAGUAUUCUAUCACUUCUCACCUUGAUCUUGCAUUCCUUGUGCCGCUGAAUCCUGAGAUUGACAACUCAGACUGGGUCAGACAAAAUAUUCUGCAAUUCCUCAUCUACUGUAACUCACGAGUGGAUGCUGAAAGUACGGCACUCUUCUUACAAAGCCACAUACCAGUGCAUGCUUGUCAUCGGAUUGUCUGGUAUCAUUCAGGGAUGUCAGAUGCAUUUAAAAAGGAGACGAUUGAGGAAUAUGAGAGGGGGGGAAUAUUAGGCCUCUGCUGUACAGACGCCUGUGGGAUGGGUCUUGAUUUACGUCAUGUCAGAAUUGUUGUCCAGUACCGACUCCCGAAGAAAAUUGAU
Messenger RNA from Cantharellus anzutake, 483 nucleotides. RefSeq names its product P-loop containing nucleoside triphosphate hydrolase protein. The record is from RefSeq and is a predicted model, not a curated record. Gene Ontology annotation, cellular component: cytoplasm; chromosome. Gene Ontology annotation, molecular function: 3'-5' DNA helicase activity; four-way junction helicase activity. Gene Ontology annotation, biological process: DNA repair; DNA recombination. NCBI's taxonomy places the organism in Eukaryota, Fungi, Basidiomycota, Agaricomycetes, Cantharellales, Hydnaceae. The annotation marks the transcript as partial. The transcript has 2 exons.